Molecule: messenger RNA, 7031 nt
Organism: Cavia porcellus (domestic guinea pig)
Lineage: Eukaryota; Metazoa; Chordata; Mammalia; Rodentia; Caviidae
Product: cytochrome c oxidase assembly factor 1 homolog
Exons: 7
Coding region: 195-620 (141 amino acids)
Biological process (GO): mitochondrial respiratory chain complex IV assembly; mitochondrial respiratory chain complex I assembly
Cellular component (GO): mitochondrial inner membrane
Source: RefSeq, a predicted model, not a curated record
GCAGCACAGGAUUCGUUCCAGGCCGUGUCCUUCCUGUGGGAGUCCCCAUUGGAAGUCAGACUGCCCAGCACAAGCAGCCACCUCUGGGUUACAACUCCAGGGCCCCUUGAAUGGCUCUUUCCCAGACCCUCUUGGCUUAUCUACUGAAGACUAAAGCUGCCUGAAGGCCUCAGAGGACCCAUGGUCCAUCUCAGAUGCCAAGCUUCAGGACAACUGUCCUUAGAGGAUGUUCAGGACAGUUCUGCUACAAAGUGGCAAGAAGCAGCAUGCAAGAUCCUUCAAGAAGAGUGCUUCUUUACACCAGUGUGCUGUGUGCAGGAACCGGGCCCCUGGUGUAUUACCUCAUACAGAAAGGCUUGAGCAGGACCGAGUACUACCAGAUGGCGCUGGAGCAGCUGCAUGGCCACCCCGAGGCGCUGGAGGCGCUGGGCUCGCCCCUCCGUGUACACCACCUGCCGAUGCUCAGCAGGGACCACUUUGUGGACAUCACUGACGCCCGGCUGAAGAUUCCCAUCUCUGGGCCCAAGGCAAAGGGCCAUCUCCUCACUCGGUCAACCAGGAGCGCCCCCUUUAAGAGGAGCAAGAUGGCAUCUCGGCACCAACUGACAUCUCUCAAAUGACCAGGGGUCUCACCAUGCAGGUCAAGCUGGCCUCAAACUCGCAGCAAUCCCCCUCCUGAGCGCUGAGCGCUGGGCUUAUAGGCAUGUGCCACCAUGUCUGGCUAAGUCUCCAAAAUUUAAUGGUAUCUAUUUAAAUUAAAAUUUUGUCCUCUCAAGUAAAUCCAAAAUGAAAAAGUAUCAGUUUUAGUAAAUAUAUACGUGUAGCUAUAAGGUAUACAUAAAUAAUGCAAAAGAAAUUUUUUGGACGUGUAAUUUUGGCACUUUUACUUGGCUUUUUAAAGUAAAUACAAGUAUCUUUGUACACAAGUUCUCAUUCUAGAGAAACAGGAUGUUAAAAGGUACAAACAUCUUAAAAAGAACACUGAAAUAGCUUUACCUGUCAAAUCCUUGGUUGGCAAUUUUAUAAACCUGGUUUGAUGCACUUAACUCCAAAAGUUUGACAAAAUUAUUUUUUUCCUAUUGGUUUUUCCUGGCUACCCAUUUUCUGUAUACAUACAUUUGGCCAGAGGUCCAUAAAUAAUAUUAACAUUUCAACGGAGCAAUCUUAAAAGUUUUAAAGGGAGACGCAGCUCAGUAGAUAAAUUCUCCUGGGAUUUCUUGUAGCAAAGGUUCCUCAAAUUUAAAUCGUUUAGAAAUGGCUUUUUGCUCCAUUUUCCCUUUUUCAGACUGUCUGCAUUGUCCCAAAGUAUAUGAAGUAACUACAAUUAACUCCUCGGUCACAAGUGAUCCUUCGGAUUCCGGCUUCUCAGCAUCGUCAUUGAUUUCAGCAGCAGAAUCACCUUCCUGGAGCACGUCUGCCGCUUCCACUGCUCCCUUCACCUUGUAAGGACUAGGAACACUGCUCGAUGUCAACCACGGGUGUCUGAGACAGUCUUCAGCAGUGGCUCGGUCUCUGUGUAAAGACACCCACACACACCGCAGCAUUAAACCUCAACCGAGAAGUCAGAGCACUAGGUCCUGUAUUUAUUACCACAGUUUUCAAAGUAUAAGGAGUUGGCAAAGAUCCUAUUGUGCUUCCUGAGUAAACCAAAAGUUUUGGAACUUGAGCGCAUUCCCUAAAAUGCUGAAAAAGGACUGUAACUAAGGUCUCUCUCCAGAGUUCUGAGCCACUCAAGAACAGGUAGGAAACAGCUGCUAAGGAGCAGGUGUCAUUUCACCGUCAAUUUCCAUUAUCCCACAGUAACCAGUGCCACGCACUGUGAGAUGCAUCUGCAGUUUCACUGAUUUCUGUCCUGUCAGACUGAGGCCCAGGCCCGUUUUCUAGGCAUACGUUCAUUUUGGACAGUUUUUCCUUUGACAGGCAGGUUAAGCCAAGAGGUUCAUCUAGUUUCCUGCCCAUACUAUCAUGUCUUACUUUGUGGUUUAGGUGCUGAACUACUCUGGCUCAGAGCAGAUCACUCAGAGCCUGGCUGGGAGAGCAGCUCUGGGGCAGGCCCCCCACAGAUGAAGAGGAGAAUUCAUACUCACUCGGGCUUCUUCAGUAAAAGGCCCUUGAUGAAGUCUACAGCAGACUCUGACACACCAUCGAACUCCUCCUCAGAAUAGCUGACAUUCAUCUGUGAGAUGUUCAGGAAUGUUUCUUGUUUACUGUCGCCUAAGAAAGGCGACACUCCUGUUAGCAUGACGUAGGUGAGCACUCCAAUGCUCCUGAGUGGAAGGAAGGUGUGAGGGCAGUUAGUACCAAAUUCGUUGCUGGGAACUAAUGUCACUGACUUUUAGUAAGUAACACUCACCACAUGUCUGUUGCCAAGCUGAUAGGAUCGUAACUAAGAAUUUCAGGAGCUAGUUGGAGAAACAAGAAAAUGUUUAGUUUCGUGGGGAAAAACUUCCUAAUUUGCUCUUAGAUAAACAAUAAAGUAUGCAUUAGAAAUUAUACAUCACUAUUACCAAGGUUUUGCCUAAAAUGAAAUAACAUCAUGAAUUAAUAUGAAUAGAAAAACCUUUUAUUUCCCUGGUUUUUUGAGGCAGGACCUCACGAUGGAGUUCAGGCUGCUUUCAACUCCACUAUGUACCCUCGGCUAGCCCAGCACUCACGGGACUCCUGCUGUCUCAGCCUCCCUAGUGCUGGGUGAAUUAAAAUCUUAAGUAGCUAUUUGUAAUUAACCUGUUACUUUUAAUACUUCUACUCUCAUUGUUGAGACUUAGUAUCUAAAAAAAUUUUUGAAAGCAAAAACUCUGGAACAUACAAAGACACUCUGGCACCGUUUUCUCCCCCCAGUUUCCCUCCCAUCACCCAGCACAUCUAUCAGACGGCAGCUUUCAGAUCCUGCCCAGUGCAUCCCUAUCUCUCCAUCCCCACAGCCCAAGCCCAGUGCAGAAAGACUCCUUACGUGCAGGUAUAAGUUCCUUAUGAUGAAUGUGAUCAUUACAUAUGGCAAAUUGCACUAAUGAAAAUAAAAUUUAUAAAAAUGAAAAGCCCUAGGUAUCUUCAGAAGACUGGAAUCACAAAGCUCAUCUGUAUUGCUGAGAAAAGUAACAUAGCGAGUGGUAGCACAACUGCUGCCAGUUCUAAGCUCGAACUUUCCACCACCUGAACAGCAAAGUCUGAAAAAGCCUGCUCAGUGCUGGAGCUUCACUCCAGUCAAACUGAAACCCCCUUGAAAAGUCCUGCACAGGCCAAGUCACAGCUCGUAUCUUGCUGUGCAUACGAAGGGGAAGCUUCAGUCUAAGCACUGCUCUCACUCAGAUUUUUGGUGAAAAAAAGACCAAAAGACCCUGGAAAGUCUAGUGCCAGAAGUUCUUUAUGGAAGGAGACUCUCUUUCCAAAAAAAAUUUUUCUCUUCCUCUGAUUUUUCUCCAGCUUCCAGUGUACCAGGAAGCCUCCAAAUCAAGUGAAAAGUACUAUACAAAAAUUUAAAAAUUUUAUUCAUUGUACUGUGUUUUGAUAUUUAAUGUAAUGUGUUUCUUGUAUUUAGAUGUUUUAGGGGGGUAUUUCCACAACCAAAGGCUAUUAGCACCGUGUUAAAGUCCUAGAAAAAUGAAUUUACAUGUAAUUUUUGGGCCUCAGAACUAAUUUUUGGUUCUCCAUUGUUAAUGGGAAAAAUAUGUUCAGUGUUUAAACUUUUCAGUGUUCAAACAUGAGUUUGGAACAAACUGAGUUCUACAACUGAAGUAUCAUUGUACACGUACUUCAUAAACUGCUGUCUCAUUGAAAAGCAAAGAGACAUUUGCAAAUAUCCAAAGAAUCAGGAAAAAUACCACUCUCCUCAAAAUCAACUCUACUCACAAUCCAGUCAACCAAAGAUGAUUAUUUUCAAAAGUGUCCAACUAUGAUAAGAAGGCCGUAAGUACCAAAUCCAAGUAAAAGUAGAUGAACAACUAGAAAACCAUGGUAAUAAUAUUAAAAGAAGGGAAUUAAAAGGUUCUUAGAAAAACUUAGAGCACUCAAACUCACACUACUGGUCUGAGACAAAUUUCCACUGAAUGUAAGGGUGAAAGAGGUCAGAAAGGAAAUGUCAGGUGUGCUAAUUUCCUCAACUUUGAUUUCUGAAGCGGCUGGGCUGGGAAACGUUACAGAAGUUUUAAAAGAAACAACGAAGGAAUUAAACAUGAAAUGCACAGCAUCCAAGCUGCUUGAGGCGGGGAAGUAACACGGAGGCCACCGGCCAGAGGGUGGAAGGGAAGGUAUACAAGCACCCCACCUUACAUGCCGGGUGCUCACGCUGCGCGGAAGGCUAACUUAGGAGUUCUGUAUGGCAAAUCGGCUUCCUACGUGGGAGGUGCUGUUUUCAGCUCCAUUUUUUGGACAAAGGAAUGUGACUGAGAGAGACAAGGACCAACAUCACUGAAGCUGGUGGCAGAGCCAGGACUGCCUGGGGGCAGCAGAAAUUCACCUAGGGAAGGCACCCCAGGAAAGGCUGUUUCCAGAGUGUUUUUUCUUUUUUGGAUCAAGCAUUGUUUGGGGCAGGGGGUUGGUAGGAAAUUUAGAUUUACCAAAAAGCAGAAAACAUUAAUAAAAACAAAUCCCCAACCCCACUCCUUAUCAAAUCCUGUCCUGCAGCCUUCUGGGCGGCUCCCUGCCACGAUACCUGCAUUAGAACAGAGGGGCUCCCGUAUCUGGGGUGCGGUUCUCUCAAGAUAUAUGCUAAGUCACUUCCAAAACCUACUUAUAGGUCGAAGGUGCGUUAGCCUAGUGAAAACUAGGUAUUCCAGCCCAUAAAAAAUCUUAAAUUCCGAAGGUGGUUUCUCUCCCUGUGGUCAUUUUUGAAAUGUACCCAUUUUAUUAAGUACUGGGCUUGUGACACGUUCUGAUGUCUGUGCUCCAUUCCGGCCCCCUUCCUCAUUCUCUUCCACCUGUUAAUAAUCUCCCUUCUACCUUUGUUGUGUAACAUUCCGCGUACUAGGAAGACCCCGCCACCAGUCCCAGUGUGGCUUACUUUACUCAACACGGUGUCUCUCGUUCCCCCUUCUUUCACCCCACAAACCACGAAAUACUCCCUAUGGCAAGUACGACUCCAUCACGCAUAUGGACCACAUUUUCCUUCUCCAUUCUUCCGUUUGUGGGGACCAAGGCUGCUCCCACGGCUUCUAACUGUGCCAAAACUAGGCAUACAGACAGCCUACAGCAGGUAUCAAGAAGCGGAAUAGCCAAUCAAAUGGCAGCUCUGUUUUUAGGUUUCGGGGAGCCUCAGUACUGAUUUCCCUAGGGGCUGCACAAGCCCUACAUUCUCACAAACUGCUCCUGCCCUCCUUGUCUGGCGUGCAUUCAUUCAUUUGUAGUCCUGGGACCGAACUCAACUCAGGGCUUUCAAACUGAGUUACAAGACUCGUCCCUGUUUAGACCAGGUCUUGUGAAGUGCUAGAUUCAAAACUGGCAUUCUCCUGCCUCAGGCUUCCAGAGCGCCAAGAGUCUGCUAGGUGUACUACACCAGGCUGUGUUCUAUAUAUUUAUUUUUUUUAACUUUUUUUUUUUGUCUUUUUCCUUUUUUAUCGGUACCGGGGAUUGAACUCACGACUGCCUGCUUGCAAGGCAGGUGCUUAUGCCGCUGAGCUAAACCUCCAGCUCCAUGUGUUCUAUAUUUUUAAUGACAGUCAUUCUACUGGGACAAGACAAAAUCUCAGUGUAGUUUUGGUUUACAUUUUUCUAAUAGCUAAAACUGCUGAACAUUUCUUCAUGUUUUUAUUGUCCAUUUAUACGGCUUUAGAGAAAAGUGUUCAAUUCAUUGGCCUAUUAAUGGAUUGGGCUGACUCUCAGGGGUUAAGUUUACUAAGACAUAAAUAAUAAACAAGGGUGUAUUUUUUCCUAGUUAUUAAUCCUCUGUUGGAACCUACUGAUAAAGAUUUUUCUUCCAUUCUAGAGGCUGUCAUUUCACUUGUUAGUUCUCUCUCCUACAGGAACUUUUUGAUUUGAAGUGGUCACACUGGUUGAUUCCUGCUAUUACUUCCCAUGCUCCUGGAGUCCUAUCCGGGAAAUCUCUGCCUGGGGCUAUGGCUUCAGAGCUUUCUCUGUGUCUCACAGGAGUUCCACGAUUUCAGGUCUUACACUGUGGUGUUUGAUGCAUUUUAAAUGGACAUUCAUAAAAAUGAGACCCAGGUCUAACUUCCGUCUCCUCCAACACGUACCCAGGCUCCCUGGCCCUGUCUUUUCUCCACCACGCACUGUGGCUCCCUGUCUGGCAUCAGGUGGCUGCAGCUGUGUGGGUGUCUGUGCCUGUGUCUCCAGUCUGUUCGGCGGGCCACGCAUCUACUGUUUGGAUCCUACAAUGCUGCUUGGCUGGUGUGAUUCCGUAUGUAACGUGGAAUCAGGUGCUGUGACUGCUCCAGCCUUGCUCUGUUUGCUUACAACCGUGUUCUACUUACUCUGGGUAUCUGCUGUUCCACAUACAAACUCCAGGAUUAUUUUUUUCUAGUUCUGUGAAGAAUGCUGCUAGUAUUUUACUGGGGAAUACAUGAAAUCUGUAGGUUACUUUUGGAGAUAGAGACAUUUAAAAGAUAUUAACUCGAUAGAUCCAGGAAGAUGGGAGGGCUUUCCACCCCCUGGUGUUGUCUUCAAUUUCUUUCUUUAUUGUUCUCAAGUUUUUAUCAUGGAGAUCUUUUACUUCCUUGGUUAACUGAUCCCUAAGGUUUUGUUUUGUUUUUUAAAGACAUCAUGAAUGGUUCUUGUUUCUUUUCUUUACCUAUUUCAUUAUGGGCGUACAGAAACAUUGCUAUAUUUUAAUCAGGUUUUUUCUUUUUUGGAGAUAGGCUCUUAUUAUGUAAACCAGGCUGGCGUUGGACUUGUGGUGACCCUCCUGCCUCAGCCUCCCCUGAUUAGAGGUAUGCACCACCAUGGCUGGGAAGGUUUUCUUCAAUUUAGAUGACCAUGGAAUUUUUAUCCCUGAUUCUAUUUAUGUGGCAUUUUAUGUUUAGUGAUUUCUGUACAAGUAUACUGAAUGAUCCUUUCCUCCCUGGAAUAAAACCAACUUGAUAUGG